Messenger RNA from Rubroshorea leprosula, 2998 nucleotides. The record is from the annotation of a GenBank genome assembly. NCBI's taxonomy places the organism in Eukaryota, Viridiplantae, Streptophyta, Magnoliopsida, Malvales, Dipterocarpaceae.
GUGAGGGUUAAGGUUGCUAAUGACUGGAAGUAGAGAUGAUCAGGAAAUCGGCAAGCCAAUGAAAGGCUAAGUCGGAAUAGGAUGCAGGGAUUCAUGCAAACGGGAAUGUCAUAUGUCCAAGUGGUGGUGGGGAACUCUAGUAAGGCAGAAGAGGUUAAGGAGAGUGAAAGGCUUCUUAGUGUGAAUGAGAGAUCUAAGGAAAUUGUGGUGAAAGAGGUGAAGGGUAAUGGUGUUAAGGAAGGUGGAGACAAAGAAGGGCUUACAAGGAUGGAGAUAAUUGAUUUCUCUCCAAUGAUAGAGGAAACGAACUGGCUUGAUGGGAGUAUGGUUGUGAUAGUUAUGUUAAUGGCAUUGGUAACAGGGAUCGAAAAGAGAUUUGAUGUUGAAUGGGGCUUGCUCACGGUACCAUUAGGAGGUAGAGGUGUACUGUUAACUGAACGAGUGCAAGGGUAUUUGAGUGAAUACAUGGUGCAAAAUAAAGAGUUGUUUGAUCUUUGGUUUGAGGCCAUUUUUCCAUGGGCAAAAGCACUUGUGAACAGGUGCAAAAUGGCAUGGCUGAGAACUUCUGGGGUGCCAUUGAAAUCCUGGAGUGACAGGUGCUUUGAGACAAUUGGAGGUUUGGUUGGGGAAGCGCUACUUGUUCAUGAAGAUACAAGAAUGAAGUCUAUCUUGUGUAAUGGACGAGUGUUGGUGCUAUGCUUGGAAAUGAAUAAGGGAGAGUUUGAGGGAAAAGGCUAUGUGGGUGUUACAGGGGAAUGGGGGGUGGAAAAGGUGAAAUGCAGCUUUGUGAACAUUUAUGCUCCUAACGACAGGCAGAAGAAAGUGCAGCUAUGGAAUGAGCUUCAACAUAGGAUUUUAACGCAUGAAGGGCGAUGGUUGAUAGCAGGUGAUUUUAAUGUGGUACAUUAUCUUAAAGAGAAAAAGGGUCAAAUAGGGGAGACUCUAGAGAUGAGGGACUUUGAUGAUUUCAUUGUAACAACUAGGAGGCAUGUGCAGCAUGGGGAAAGAUUGGAUACAACAAGGGUUGCAAAAGACAGUGUUAGAUCAUUGUGCAAUUAUUCUGAAACCAACGACAGCAGAUUGGGGGCCAAAGCCUUUCUGAGUGUUGGAUGCAUGGCAACAGCAUCAGGAAUUCAAGAAGGUGGUAAAGGAGAAAUGGAAGGAGAUGACAGUGGAAGGUCAAAGUUCCAAGAUGCUACAAAAAAGGUGGAACAAAUGGAUAUGAGGAAUAAGUCACAUGAGAUGGAGGAGUUUGAGUUGGAUCUAAGAAGAGCAAGUUUUGAGGAAAUGUGGGAUAUUAUGAAGAAAAGGGAAGCUAUAUGGAAGCAAAAAUCACAAAGUGAUUGGAUUCAGCUGGGAGAUAAUAACACAAGAUACUUUCAUCGAGUUGCAAAUGGGAGAAAGGUUCAGAAUAAUAUUACAGGGAUAUGGUGUGAGGGCCAGUGGGUGAAGGAACCAGAUGUAAUCUUGGGUGAGAAGAGGGAAUGGUUAGAACAACCUUUCAUUGCUAAGGAAAUUGAAGAAGGUUUGAACAACUGUGAUGGGAGAAAGGCUCCAAAUCCAGAUGGGUACAAUUUCAAUUUUCUAAAAUUGUUUUGGAGUAGCUUAAGGGAGGAUUUUGUUACAUUUUUUGGGGAGUUUUAUCAGACGGGUAGGUUGGUGGUAGCUAACAGGCUUAAAACAAUGAUGCUAGACAUGAUUAGUGAAACUCAAUCUACAUUUUUGGGGGGUCGUCAAUUGGUUGAUAAUGUUUUGGUUUUGAAUGAAGUAGUGGAUGAGGUUAGAAGGAAGAAGCAACGGGCUUUUAUUUUCAAGGCAGAUUUCGUAAAGGCCUAUGAUUGUGUUAACUGGUCAUUUCUGGAAUGGAUGAUGCAAAGGUUAGGAUUUGGAACUAAGUGGCUGGGAUGGAUAAUGGAGUGCCUUGCAACAGCAAGGGUGUCGAUUUUAGUAAAUGGAAGUCCAACGAAGGAGUUUGCAAUGGGGAAAGGUCUACGACAAGGUGAUCCUUUAUCACCUUUUUUGUUUUUGAUGAUUAGUGAAGGUUUGGCUGGUUUGGUAAAAAAAGUAGAGCAGGAAGGGCUGUUACAUGGAGUGGAGAUUGGACAGCAAAAGAUGUCCAUCUCUUUGCUUCAGUUUGUCAAUAAUACAGUAAUUGUAGGCAAAGCUGAGAGUGAGAAUAUUAAUAUGGUUAAAACCAUUUUAAGAUGGUUUGAGAUGAUGUCAGGACUAAGAAUUAAUUUAAGCAAAAACAAUGUGUAUGGGUUUAAUGUGACGGAGAGAUGGUUGAAAAGGGCAAUAGGUGUGUUGAGAUGUGGAGUAGGGGAAGCACCUUUUAUAUAUUUGGGGAUGCCUGUAGGGGGUAGUCCAAGGAGUAAGAAGUUAUGGGAUCCAGUUGUAAAUAUAUUUCGUGCUAAGCUUGCUGUCUGGAAAUUUGGAGGCUUGGCUAAUAUGGGUGAAGCUAAUAUGGGUGAAGGUGUUUCAUUGGUGGGGUUUGGAUGUGGUGCUGCCGGAUACAAUGCAGGGAGUGGCUGAAUUAUUUAGAUGCAGCUUGGGUAGGUAAAGAGGUCAAUGCAUCUAUUUUCCUUGUGGUGGGGUGGUGUAUAUAGUUUUGGAGGAAUGUUAGAGUGUUUGGGAGGGGAGGGAAGGGGAGUUUAAGGAGCAAUUGUUGGAAAUGAUUCAAGCCAAGUCUUUUUACUAGGUUAAGAUGAAUGUGGCUGGUUGCGCUUUCUCAUAUUUCCAAUGGCAGUUCAAUCCAAGGGACUAUGCAACAACAAUAAAAAGGCACAAUAGGUGUUUGAAAUUGUUUCAUCAAUAGCAUAAGGUCUAGUCAUGAUGGUAGUUUAGAGUUGUUUAUUUUGGUUUAUACUUUUGAUUCAAGAGGUUAUGAGGAAGGUUUUUAUUUCAUUGCUAUUCCUGUUGGUAUUGUGAGAGAAUGAAUUAAUUUGUAUAAUGAUAGGAGUACCCCUUGUGCUCUAUCUAAUAAAGUUAUUUGUUUGCU